GCUGGCUGGGCUCCCAGCACCGAGUUCGCCCUCCCUCUAGCGUCGGCCAGGAGCAGCGCGGGUCCUCGACUCACUGCCGGGCCCGGCGCCUAGCGACUGGCGACGCGCGGAGGUGGCUGCGGGGAGGUGCAGGAGGCGGGCUUGCGCAGGCUGCGUCGUCCCGGAGCCGCCCCGGCUAGGCCGCGGAGGGCGGGCGUGAUGGCCGAGGCCCCGGCAUGCGAUGGCGCGCAGUCAGCGGCGGCUGCAAAGGCUCCGACGUCGGCGUCGGACGCCGCCGAGGUCGCCUCCAAGUCGCCGGGGCCCGAGGACUACAGGGCCAAGUGCGUGUUCUGCCGGAUCGCGGCGCGGCAGGAGCCCGCCACCGAGCUCCUGCAUUGCGAGAAUGAAGACCUAGUUUGCUUUAGAGAUAUUAAACCAGCAGCACCUCAUCAUUAUCUCGUGGUGCCAAAGAAGCAUAUUGAAAACUGCAAAGAACUAAGAAAAGAUCAAGUAAAACUAGUUGAGGACAUGGUAACUGUUGGAAAAACCAUUCUUGAAAAGAAUAAUUUCACCAACUUUGAAAAUGUGAGAAUGGGCUUCCACCUGCCACCUUUCUGUUCUAUUUCCCACUUGCAUCUUCAUGUUCUGGCACCAGCAGAUCAGCUGGGCUUUGUAUCAAGAUUGGUUUAUAGAAUGAACUCCUAUUGGUUUAUUACAGUUGAUCAUUUGAUUGAAAAACUAAGAACAUGAAAAUGUCCACAAGUGGAAGAUUUUCCUAAACUUGGCUCAACAUAAACUAAUAUUUGCUUUCUUGGAAGUCUAAUUAUAAGUUUUGUUGGGUUUUAUAAAAAGUUAUUAGUGGUAGCCUUAAAUCUUUUCUGAAUGUCUGUUUCCUGAAAUCUGUAAUACAGUUACAUGAAUUCACUGUCAUUGACUUCUGUGUCUUCAUGGUUUUUUGUCUAGGGUAUAAGAUUCUAUAGAAAAAUCCCAUUAAAACAAAUUCUGUACAUCAAGAAGGGCUCUGUAUUUUUUUUUUAAGUUCAAAUAUUUUUAUUUCUUAGUAUGUAGGUAAUUAUAAUAAUGAUUUAUUCAUGAAGAAUUAAUUAUAUAAAGUAUCUUGCUGAAGCUUUUAUUAUAAAGGAUAAACAUAAAAUAGUUUAUGAUUUUGCACAUAAAAUUUUAAGAUAAAGAGUACUAUAUACUGUAUACUACUGUUUACUAUAUAGUGAUCUCUGAUCUUAUUGAUGGAAAGAAUUCUAGAUGUAUCAUUUUUUGCUGAGAUCUCAGAUGCCGGCUUUCACGACUGGAAUAAAUAUGAUUUCAUUUGUUCAUUUAUUCAUUCAGAAAUCAUUUGCUGAACAUUUAAAGUCUACAAACCUCUGCCAAAGUUAGGAAAUACUGAAGUAAGAAAGGACAGUUUUUCAUUUGCUAGUACAAGGAUCUUACAGAACUAGUGAUUACAUUUAAUGUGUUCAGCAAUAUAAUAUCCUCCGAAGGGUUGUGGAGUGGGAAGUUCUUUGAGAAUGGCAAUAGAAUUUUAUUCAAGGCUUAUUAUUUGGUAGGCAGACAAUGGAAGUGUAGUCAAGAAACCCACAUUUUUUUUUUUUUUGAAUUUUGUUUCUAUUGUUUGCAACAGGAAGUCCAUUUACUAGAGGUGGCAAGAGGAAUUUGGGAUAGUAAAGGGCUCUCAAAAUUAGCUUAGAAGUUUUUAUGCAUUUGAUAGUUAAGUAGUUUACCAAGCAAUUGUAGAAUAGCAAUUAAAGUUUCUGUGAAUCAGUUAAAAUAAUGGCCAGCUUCAGAAAAUUUUAACAUGUUGUAUUAUGUGAACUUGUAGGGAUGUAAUUGACACUACUAUGAUGACAAUAUGAGGUAUUUAAGGAAUUCUGUGAUGCCUUACAGAGCUCUUCAAAAAUGAAAUUAGCCAAUUUACUUAAUUUAUAUAUAAGUUUAUGCCCUCACACAGUAAAUUUUUCUUUGCUG
Messenger RNA from Condylura cristata (star-nosed mole), 1959 nucleotides. It is a transcript of the gene HINT3, whose product is annotated as histidine triad nucleotide binding protein 3. The record is from RefSeq and is a predicted model, not a curated record. Gene Ontology annotation, molecular function: catalytic activity. NCBI's taxonomy places the organism in Eukaryota, Metazoa, Chordata, Mammalia, Eulipotyphla, Talpidae. The transcript is spliced from 5 exons. Bases 199 to 729 code for a protein of 176 amino acids.